AACACUGCGUGCUUUAAUGUUUUAACAACGAGGCAAUAUAAUAUGAACAUUCUUAGAACUGCGCAAGUGGGUUUUAAGUUAGUGUUAAACUAAUCCAAAACAGAUUUCACUUUCAAACAACAUUUUGAAUACAACUCAAGACAAGAAAAGCUACAUCACUGCGGAGUGAUAUUUCAGAACUACUUCAUAAUUAUCAUAAAAGAUAAAUAUUUUGGACCAAGCACAGGCAUAAUUCAUCAUUUAAAGUGUAUAUUCCUACCUGGACAACAGAAAUGAAGAAAGCCUAAUAAUAAACUAAUAAAAAUUGAAUUGAGGUGGCAAGUUUGGAUAAAUAAUUCCCCAUCAUUCUGGAAAGUGAACAAAGAGGCUGAUGCACUGAGGGCAACAUAGCUAAUGGCGGACUCUCAAGAUGGUGGGGAGUCUGAUGAACUGUAUGAACUGGAAAGUCUGGGAGAGCCUGGGGACAGAGCAGCUGGUGACAGAGAACCUGUGAGAGCAGACACAAGGAAUACAGUGGGUCAUGGGAGAGAUUUCCAUUUUGGCAACAGAACAACAGUGAAUAUUAACAGCACAGAAAUGCACUGCCCAAGCACUCCCCAACUCAUUAGAGAAAACCAGAGGUUAAAGACUGAGCUUGAAGCGGAGCAGCGGAAACAUGAAACAACAAAAGAUACCCUGACAAAUAUCACAAGCCAUCUCAUGCGAGAAUUGGAAAAAAAUAAAGAUCUAGAAAAGAAGAACAAAGAGCUAUUAGCAUCUGUAAGAGCUCUGCAAAAUCAGCUAUCAAAGCUGACCCAGAAAACAAAGAAGCAACAAGAACAAAACAGAGCAGAAAUUGCCCAGUUGAAACAAGAGGGAGAAAAUCUCCGUCAAACAGUGCAAGAGUUACAACAAACGUUAGCCAAUGAGAGAAGUCAGCAUCUGUCAAAGUUGGAAGAAAGUCAGAAAAUGAUGAUGAACCUAAUUCAACAAAAUGCUACAGAGAUCAAAAAAAUUGCUGAAAGCAAAAGAACUCUAUGGCAACUCAUCAAGGAUUUCUUCAAAAAGAAGAAGAAAAUGCAGUCUGAGAAUGGAGGGACUAUUUGCCAGCCAACUGAUGCUGCAUGCAACAUUCAGUCUGAUAUAGUGUCAAUGCCCUGAAGAUUUUGACAGAAUAUAAAUUCUGCAUGUAAAAAGUAUCCUUAUUUUUUUGUUCCACAUUUUUGCAUAUACAAUUGUAAUGCUUCAAGUACUUAAUCAGGAAAUCAUUGUCUUGGGAACAUUAUUCAAAGGCUACUUUAAUAUUAGACAUGCAGUCUGAAAAUGAUGCCAACGCCAUCUUGCUAGGAAAAUAACUGUCCAACUACAUCUAUGGACAUGAAAUACAAAUACAUGGCCCAUUUUUCGAGAUGGGCUGGUAAUGUACAAAAAACCUUUUGGGAUUGUUUUCAUACAAAUUAUCAAUGAAGUGUCCAAAUGCUACGCAGGUUCAAUAUAGUUUAGAUUCAUUCAUCAACUUCCAGUACAAUAGUAUGGUCUUCAUCACAAUUAGUGAGAUUUC
Molecule: messenger RNA, 1540 nt
Organism: Owenia fusiformis
Lineage: Eukaryota; Metazoa; Annelida; Polychaeta; Sabellida; Oweniidae
Source: the annotation of a GenBank genome assembly